CAGUUAUGGUUAGCCGGUUCGCAACAAGUAGCUUAUAGCUUUUUUAUUUUAUUAAACGCGUUACAUUACGAGAGUACGACGUUGUCCGAUCAUCUGAGCACUUGUACCAGGUUUCGGAAUUCAUCGUAGAUCGCUUUACGGUACGCACGUUAUCAGCAAAAGAAUGGUUUCCUCACUGAAUGCGGAAGAGCGUAAAAAGCUGCUAGAGCCACUGUUCGCCCAUGGUUGGAGCAUGGUGGAGGGACGCGAUGCAAUCCAGAAAAAGUUUGUCUUUGAAAACUUUGUUCGGGCUUUUGCAUUCAUGACCGGGGUGGCAUUAAAGGCAGAGAAAAUGGAUCAUCACCCGGAAUGGUUUAAUGUUUACAACAAGGUAGACGUGACGCUGGCGACUCACGAUUGUAACGGAUUGAGCACGCGGGAUGUAGAGUUGGCUACGUUCAUGGACAAGCUGGUCUAAUUCCACUACGAGCAUUCGAUUCCCCUAAACAAGGUUUGAACAUCAUGUUACGUUACAUCAAAUAAAUAUUUGCGCCGAGGGCCAGUGAAUAUUUCAUAAGGAUUUCUCGUGUCCACAUACGCGAGAUUUAAUUCCUGGGAAAAUGCCGCCGUCUUAAUCAGCUGUCGGCAGACUUUCGGGGCCAAUGUUCAAAAGAUAAAUGAGCAUUUC
Molecule: messenger RNA, 667 nt
Organism: Anopheles bellator
Lineage: Eukaryota; Metazoa; Arthropoda; Insecta; Diptera; Culicidae
Gene: Pcd
Product: pterin-4-alpha-carbinolamine dehydratase
Exons: 2
Coding region: 164-457 (97 amino acids)
Biological process (GO): tetrahydrobiopterin biosynthetic process
Molecular function (GO): 4-alpha-hydroxytetrahydrobiopterin dehydratase activity
Source: RefSeq, a predicted model, not a curated record